Messenger RNA from Puntigrus tetrazona (Sumatra barb), 3026 nucleotides. It is a transcript of the gene rab35b, whose product is annotated as RAB35, member RAS oncogene family b. Gene Ontology annotation, cellular component: endosome membrane; plasma membrane. The record is from RefSeq and is a predicted model, not a curated record. NCBI's taxonomy places the organism in Eukaryota, Metazoa, Chordata, Actinopteri, Cypriniformes, Cyprinidae. Gene Ontology annotation, molecular function: GTP binding; GTPase activity. The transcript is spliced from 6 exons. Bases 220 to 825 code for a protein of 201 amino acids. Gene Ontology annotation, biological process: endocytic recycling.
GCGCUGUGCGGCAGGAGGAAGCGCCGUUUCCGGUAACGAGCGACUGACUGCUGACACCGCCAAACCCCGACGACGAACCCGCGGCUUUCGGCAUCCACCGCGGGGAAAGUGUCCGCUCUUAUCCGAGCGGGACGUCAGACGGGUUCCGGCCAAGCGUUCGGCCGGAGAGAGGCGCGAAGCUGCAGCGAGGGCGCGGGGUUUGAGCCUCCCACCGCCGGCAUGGCCCGCGACUACGAUCACCUCUUCAAACUGCUGAUCAUCGGUGACAGCGGUGUUGGAAAGAGCAGUCUUCUCCUGCGCUUCGCAGACAACACUUUUUCAGGUAGUUACAUCACCACUAUAGGAGUCGACUUCAAGAUCCGGACGGUGGAGAUCAAUGGAGAGAAGGUGAAACUGCAGAUAUGGGAUACAGCCGGACAAGAGCGCUUCCGGACCAUCACGUCUACGUAUUACAGAGGAACCCACGGGGUCAUCGUAGUGUAUGACGUCACCAGCGCCGAGUCCUUCGUCAACGUCAAGCGAUGGCUGCACGAAAUAAACCAGAAUUGCGACGACGUCUGUCGAAUAUUAGUGGGCAAUAAAAACGAUGAUCCGAACUCUAAGGUUGUGGAGACAAAUGAUGCACAGAAGUUUGCUGAGCAGAUGGGCAUCAGUCUGUUUGAGACGAGCGCUAAAGAGAACGUCAACGUGGAGGAGAUGUUUAACUGCAUCACGGAGCUGGUGCUCCGGGCGAAGAAAGAGUCCGUGGCCAAGCAGCAGCAGCAGCAGCAGAACGAUGUGAUUAAACUCAGCAAGAACAGCAAACGAAAGAAGAAAUGCUGCUAGUGGACGAGCGGACGUUCCUCAGUUAAGAUUUCACAAAAAAAAAAACACAGUGCGGACUGAUGCAGUCCUUUCCGGACCGAGACAAACCACAAAGACUUUUUAAAAGAAAAUGUACAGAUUUUAUGAGAGUCGAGGAGUUUUACGUGGAAUUCGUGAUAUUUAAUAAAAGAUCCUCCUUCCUUGUAGAAGGACCAGCAAGCUGACGUGAUCGCCAAACCUGUAUGCUUUCACAAUAACUCUUCAGUGAUUAUAUAUAUCUCUAUUAUACACCAUCUCAGGAGUGAUUUUUAUUUUGAUUCUCUUUCUCGCUUUUUAUUUUUUGGCGCAAGAACGAUUUGGGCCCCCUCCCCUUUUUUAAUUUUUUUUUUUUUUUUUUUUAAGAAAUCAUACAAAUACAGACAUUUACUCGCCAUGUACUCCGUCGGAGACCAAUGCCAACAACUUUAGGUCACUUUUAGACGUUAUUGAUUAGUGAUCCAUGGUGUGUGUUCAUUCUCUGAACGGAUCUUUUCUUCUUCAGGCCUGUUUCAGUGAGUGAAUCUCAUAAAAAGGUUGCAUCUUAAAGUGUAUUUAUAUUUGGAAUUAAAAAAAUGAAGACUUUGCUUAGGAUCAAUGAUAUUUCAUGCCAAAUUCUUGAUUUUCAUUAUCAUAUAUAUAUAUAUAUAUAUAUAUAUAUAUAUAUUAUUAUUAUUAUUAUUAUUAUUAUUUAUUUUUUUUUUUUUUUUUUUUUUUUUUUGUGUGCUGCAUUGAAUUGAUGCUUAAAGAAAUCAUACAUUUUUAAAAUGAAUUAAAAUGACUGUUAUAGCAAUAAAAAUCCGAAAUUUAAACAUCUGGAUGCUUCAUGAAAAUGUGGUCAAUAUAAAAAAAAUGCAAUGGUCCUAACAUAGGCUUCAUUUUUCGUUCAAAUGAACGUUUUUUGCCUUUUUAGAUGAACAUGUUUUUGUGAGAUUCACCUCAAUAGUUCAGGCUUGGGUCGUUCGUGAUGUGGGCGGAGUUCCUUUGACGUUCAACGACGUCUUCUGCCGCUUCAGGCCCGCGUUCUUCUGCUCUCGUUUUUCCCGUGAAGAUGAAGGUGGAUGAAGCUGCCAUAAUCUCAGAACGGUGUUGCCACACGUUUGGUUGUAGUAUUCGUCCGGACGCUGGGGUCGCGUCUUUGGCUUCGUGGAAUGCGUUCGAUCGAAGCCGGUGAUGAAACCGAUUUCAUCUUCUGCAUCUCCUCGAAGAGCAACGUUGUUGUGCCACACGAGGUUGUAUGAAGUACAACGCAAGACGCUGAUACAACGUUUAAAAACCUAACAAUUACCGUGUUUAUACAGAGUCUAUCGCUAAUAUGAAAUGUAAUGUUUUUAUAUGUGACAUCCCUAAGUUUCUUGCUGUUGACACUUUGACUGAAUAGUCUUUAUGACAGAUGCACAUCCCUCAGAGUUAUCUUCUAGUGGCAUCUCUGUGGAGGUGAAUCUCACCAAAACAUGACUGUGUUCACCUUAAAAAAAAAAAGAUUUUUUUUCAUAAAGAAAAUGAAGCUGAUUAUUAGGAACACUAAUGCUGUCUUUUGCAUUAUAAUGUAAAAAAAAAUAUAUAUAUAUUUUUUUUUUUUUUGCAAAGAAUUUCAUUAAAUGCAUAAAUUCCCCAGUGAAAGCGAAGCCAGUUUUUAGGUGCAUUAUUUUCGUUAUAAAAAAAAAUAAAAAUUCUUUCUGAAAAUUAUAAAGACAAUUUGUUUUGGUUCAUGCAAUAAAUUUAGAUCUGGGUUUAAAUCAUCAUUACAACAAAAAAAGGCAUAUUCAUGUUUUUGUUUUGCAUGAAGAUGUAAAAUGUACAGUUUUUGCGUACAGCACCUUUUUUUAAUGUCUGUUUUGAAGUAAUUUUUAAAUAUAAAAACAUUGAAAAAGAUUAAGGAACCUAAAAUGAGCUUAAUUUUUUUUUUUUUUUACAUUUUUUUAACAUCUGAAAUGUCAUUUUGUUUUUGAGCAGUUUUGUGAGAUUCACCAACAGAAAUGCUUUCAUGAAUAUUCAUGAUUCAUUUAGUAAGCCAAACGCUUUCGACCCAGUCACGUGACUUCAGUUCAUCGCGAAGCGUGCCGGUCGAAGCGCUUUUUUCAGCUGUGGUUAUAUUAUACACUGGAGAAAAGAAAUGUAUAGUGGACCUCCCCUUUAUGAACUAAAUCAUUAAUAAAUAUUUUAAGAAUUAAUAUUUGACACAA